UACAACUUAGGUCUCAAUCUAUAAUACAAAGACAUCAUGGUGUUGUGGAUAUUUGUCGUUUUACUAACACUACCUUUCCAUUCUACAUCGACAAGUGUGCUAGGCAAUGAUGACGUCAAUCACAAGUUUACAGUCGUUACAGAGCAGUUUGAACGUUUGUACCAGGAAUUACAGACCGUAAAACAGAAGCUAGAUACGACUAUUGAAGAAAAUCAAUUAUCUAAAGAGAGGACAGAUGUUCAAUCAAAAGACAUCAAAUCCCUAAAAAGGAAAAUGCAGGAAGUUUUAGAGACAAAUACACAUUUAACAGAAAGGAUAGAUACCGUAUCUGAGGAAAACAGAGAUAUGAAGAACAUUCUUAACACGUUGUUGGAAAAUAGAGAAGCCGAUGUACACGUACCGAAUGGUAACGGACAAAACGAAAAGGAAAUAGUAACAUUUUCGUCUGUAAAUGUACCCGUAUUGUUAAGAGGGGACGAGAAGGUUAGGCACAAAAAGAUACAGGCUGGUAACAUAUUGUCUACUAAAUAUAUGAAAGAGAAAAGACUACUUCUGAAUAUAACGACUGAUUCUCCUGCGGUAUCUAGGGUUGCUUUCUCUGCAAAAUUAACUGGAGGGAAUGUCCAACUUGGUCAUCAUCAAACUGUCGGAUAUAAUACAGUGGACACUAAUAUUGGAAAUGCUUAUGAUGCUAACCAUAACAAUUUUAUCGUCCCGGAAAAGGGUGUUUAUCUCUUGUCAUUCACUGGAAUGAACGUUGAUGGUCAAAAUGUAUACCUAGAAAUGAUGAAAAAUGGAAAGGAGAUUGCAAUUGUAUAUUGUAGUCCUAAGGCCAAUAGUAUGGGUAGCCAAACAAUAGUAGAAGUUCUUGAGAAAGGUGAUAUCGUGUGGGUUAGGCACGUACACAGCGGAGCUGUUCAAAUCAAUGGAAAUGAUCCAUAUAACACCUUUACAGGGGUACUGUUGUUUUCAAUAUGA
This is a messenger RNA of Mytilus trossulus (common blue mussel), 978 nucleotides long. RefSeq lists its product as uncharacterized. The coding region runs from base 37 to 978 and encodes 313 amino acids. Gene Ontology annotation, molecular function: protein binding. The record is from RefSeq and is a predicted model, not a curated record. The transcript has 3 exons. NCBI's taxonomy places the organism in Eukaryota, Metazoa, Mollusca, Bivalvia, Mytilida, Mytilidae.